Molecule: messenger RNA, 510 nt
Organism: Penicillium verrucosum
Lineage: Eukaryota; Fungi; Ascomycota; Eurotiomycetes; Eurotiales; Aspergillaceae
Exons: 1
Coding region: 1-510 (169 amino acids)
Source: RefSeq, a predicted model, not a curated record
AUGGCAUUCCCAUUCCCAUUCGAAUGCGAACCCUUCUACAUGCGCCCUAUCCUAAUAAUCAAGUCUAUUACCGGGGUAUUCUUCACAAUAUUGAUCAACUUCAUCAUCCCAAUAGCCGCAGCAUUGGCCAUAAUAUUCCUCAUCGGCUUGGUUCUUUUCGCUAUAGUUGCCGAGGUGUUUGGAUGGAGUCCAGAUUCCAAGGAGAUGAAAGCGAAGAGGGCGGAAGAGAAGAAGGAACGAGAACAGAAAGAUCGUGAACAGGAACAGAAAGAGCGUGAUAAUAAGGAGAAUCAGAGAAAGCCGGAUGAUGCAGGACCAUUUACUGCUCCUCUUCCUGCAACUGCGAGCUGUCCCGGUGGUACUACCUAUGAUCUGCAGAAGCGUCUUGAGAUUGAGCUUGAACUACUUGGGGAGAUGGUUGUUGCUCGGAGGGAGAGGUUGGCGGCUUUGAGGAUGACGCAUUCCGGGGAUGAGGCGGAGUAUUUGGAGCUUUUGGAGAAGCUUGGAUAG